GUGAAAACGACAAUUAAGACACCGAUCCCUAUCGACCCAGAAGAACUCGCGGAGGACCCGAACAAAAUCCACAAACUGACUUUCACCACUUCCACCUCGCUGCGGUUGAACUUUCAGUUUCUGAUCAAGGCGAGGACGCGAAUGCAGUGGCAGCGGCGGUACAUAUCCUGUGCAAAAGUAUCGUACUCGUAUUGCAGUCAUGCAUUACAAAUCUUUUUGUUUUAGCUAAAUCCGCAUAUGCUGAGAAAUGCAUUUAUACGAGUGCGAUACUUUUGCAGUUCAUAGUACAGCAAGGAAUACAAGUGGGAUAUGGAUGUGCUGAAGCAGCAAAUCGAGAAGUUGACGCUGGGCGACAUCCAACGCGAAGCGGCGAACGAAGGCGUUCCGAACUUGCUGUCCGUGGAGAGCAGCACCAAGGGCAAUAUGCAUUGCAAAUAUGUCUGGGUCCGGAAGAAUGCAAACUUGUUAGGCGCAUUUCACAACACAUAAAAAUCUCUCAUGCACAGGCAGCAAAAGCUACCCACUUUCUGUCACCAAAAUGAGGCAUUUGUCAUGCGGAUUCGGCAUUGCGGAAGCUGCCUCUCGAAACCUGUGAUGCUAUAGGUUCCAUGCCAGACCUUCUGCGUCAUGCAAAAACAGCAUGACUCUUCCAGACCCAGACGCUUUUGCACUUGAUAGGCAAGUGGUGGAUCCAACUGAAAGAUCCAAAGGCGCUGCAGAUCCUGGUAUGAGAGUGCACAACUCCCGCCCCCCCCUCCCCCCUCAUUUGUAUUGCAUGAACAGCAAAAAUACAAACACCAGCACACGUGGAGCCUGUGCAUGACAAAUUCACGCGCCUAGUGUAGUACUGUUUGGGCUUCCGGAAUCUGUCAUGCAAACAGUGCCACAGGAAAGCACUUAGAUUUCGGGUUUUGCGUGACAAAUGAGGGCGAGGGGGAGUUGUGCACUCUCAUACCUGGCGAUCAUUGACCCGAAUGGGGUGAGGAACUUGAAUGCCGACUACGAAGACCGACACUCGUAUCCAGGAUGAAAAAGGCUGUCGUGUUAGUGGAACUUUCUUGUGAAGAUGAAAACAGCAUACACAAAUAUCGAUCUGCCGGGUGGACAGCAAAAACUUGUGAUGCGCAGAUAGACUCGCCUACGAUGCAUGCUUGUCGAGCAUGACAGGUGAUAGCUGUUAGUUCGUGUUUCGCUGCGCAAGAAUGCAACACAAAGAAGUUACACUUCACUUACAUCACUUUUUUUCUUGCAUAGCUCGCGGCUCUUCC
Messenger RNA from Amoebophrya sp. A120, 1268 nucleotides. The record is from the annotation of a GenBank genome assembly. NCBI's taxonomy places the organism in Eukaryota, Dinophyceae, Syndiniales, Amoebophryaceae.